AUGGCCGUCGACGAAAUGGACAUUGACUCGCAACCCGUCUCGAUGGUGCCUGAGACGGACAAGGAGCGCAAGCGCAAACACAAGACGAAAGACACUUCCUCCUCGUCGCCAUCUAAGAAGAAGCGGAAGCACGAGUCCAGCGCUGCCGCAGAGCCCGCCAGCCCGCAGGAAAAGAAGCCCAAGAAAUCCAAGAACAAGGAAAAGACCAAGUCGGAUCGCACCAAGUCUACCAAUCCCCAGUCCACCACGGCCUCUAACCCCGCCGACUCGCCAUACACCCUCACCACCGCGACUCUCUACCUGCCGCUCUCGCCCAUCUCCAUCUCGCCCACGCACGCCCUGGCCUCCCUGCUGGCUGAGCACCUGUCGCCCCUCCUCCUCACCUACUACCCGCCGCUGCAAGGCAUCGUCCUGGCCUACUCCAACCCGUCGAUAUCCAGCACGCCGCCGGCAUCCUCGCCCGCCGCCGACCCGCAAGACCCCAAUCCGCAGCCCCUAACCCUCGCCAAAACCGCCGGCGAAUACGGCGUCCUGUACGUCUACCUGACGGCCACGUUCCUGGUGUUCCGGCCGCGCCGCGGCCACAUCCUCGAGGGCUGGGUCAACGUACAGUCCGAGGGGUUCCUGGGCGCCGUCGUGCUCAACCUGUUCUCCGUGGGCAUCGAGCGCAAACGCCUGCCCUCCAACUGGCGCUGGGUCCCGCCCGGCGAGGAGGCCGAUGACACUGACGCCGACAAACCCCUCCGUACCGAGGACGAGGACUCCGAGCCCGCCGCCCCUUUCAACCCGGACAAGGAACACUUCACCCCCGUCUCGUUGGCCUCAGACGCAAACCCGCUCUCCGACAUGGCCGCUGCCGACCAAACCGCCGGCGGCGAUGACGAUGACGCCGUCGCCGAGGGCUACUUCCAGUCUGUGUCGGGGCAUCGCGUGCGCGGCACCGUGCGCUUCCGCGUCGUCGAUAUCGACGUCAUUCCGGGCUCGGAGCGCGAGCGCGGCUUCAUCAGCAUCGAGGGCACGAUGUUGUCGCCGGAGGAGGAGGCCAAGGUGCUGGAGGAUGAGCGCAACGGCGUGGUGACUUCGUUUGCUACGCCCCGGCCGUCGAAGAGCGCGACGCCGGCGGCGCUGCCUGCGUCGAACUCGGCCGCGGAUGCGGAGACGCCGGCUGUGACCGACACCCCCAGCAAGACCAAGACCAAGGAACCGAAGCAGGAGAAGGAGAAGAAGUCCAAGAAGUCGUCCAAGUCGAAGAAGGAGAAAUAA
Aspergillus terreus NIH2624 is the source of this 1263-nucleotide messenger RNA. Its product is annotated as DNA-directed RNA polymerase I subunit RPA43. Gene Ontology annotation, biological process: DNA-templated transcription initiation. The record is from RefSeq and is a predicted model, not a curated record. NCBI's taxonomy places the organism in Eukaryota, Fungi, Ascomycota, Eurotiomycetes, Eurotiales, Aspergillaceae. Gene Ontology annotation, cellular component: RNA polymerase I complex. The coding region runs from base 1 to 1263 and encodes 420 amino acids. The transcript has a single exon.